CUCGCUUGUUUCCUUCCCUCAUCUUCAUCCAAGCCUUCACCAGUCAGGACCAUGUUUGAUAUCCAGAACACCUUAGCUCUGUGCUCUCGGGAUCUUGGAAAAGAGUCCAAUGACGCAUCAACCAUUGAAUUGGGUCCAACCGACGUUCAUGCACACGUCAGCGACAUUCCAGCAGAGAUCCUGCAAAGUAUACUCGACUUCACAGUCGCUCCAACUUUUCUGCUCACCCCGGGCCUUACCAUACGCGAGGAUGCUUGGCUGAUCUACAUGAAAAUCAAGCGAUCCCUGCCGCUUGUAUGCCGCUCCUGGUACGCGUCUGCCAACCCGAUGCUAUAUCGUGACAUUGCCCUCCGAAGCGUUGGGCAGGUCGCAGCACUUCUCGAGACGCUGCAGAACGCACCGACGCUUGCCUCUCUCAUCACUUCUCUCUCGUUCGCCUGCUACGUCGCGGAGCAUCACGAAGAGGCAUACGCAAACGACGCCACCCUUCUUUUGCAGCUGUGCCAGGCCGCGCGCAGCGUAUCCUUCAUUGCCAUGAACGCGCCUCUAUCCCUUCCUCAGCUCCUGCCUCUGCUGAACCCCGCUUGCCCUCCGCUCCCGCACCUCACUCGGCUGCACUUGAACGAAGGUUUUGACAGUGAGGCCUUACUAUCAGAUCAGUACAAACUGGUAGCAACACCGGGCGAGGAGGGCUGGUAUAUUCGAACGCAACCGCUACGCCCGCGUCGCUUUUUAGUGGGCGCGAGCCAUCACCUAGUGGAGCUCAGUCUUCCCUUCGUCAGCGCCAUGCAAUCCGCCCCGGCGCUGACAUUCCCCUCGCUUGUCAGCUUUGGUUGCUUGGUGAAUUGUAUAGGCAGCGACAGCUUCGGACGCAUCACCUCAAUUUGGGAGAUGCCUCGCCUCCAAAGGUUUAGCAUCUCCCUCUUGGGCCUUGGAAGCCCGUAUCUCUUUCAAUACAUGGGAACGAGAGACUAUCUUCCUCGCAUCGGGUCUUUCGUCGCCCGGCACGGUGCUCAGCUACGCUACCUUCAUAUCCUCGACCAUGCACAUUACACCAAUGACCAUCGCGACCUCAUGCUUGAUAUACAAUCCGCACUCGACCACUGCCCACGUCUCGAGCAUCUCGUGCUGCCGUCGAACGUGCGGCCCACCCCAGCGCUUCACCAUCCCACCGUACGAUGGAUUGACAUCUGGAUGCCCCAUAGAGGCGACGCUUCGCACUGUAUCACCAGAAAGGGGAUAGCGCCGUUCGGGCAAACUGCAGACUCACGUGCAGCACGCAGUGGUGAUCAGAAAUACAUGUUCCCUCGCCUCCAAGGCGGUCGUGCCAUCGACGCCGCGCUCUCGUUCUUCCGGGACCUGCCGUGGAUCUUGCGCCCCGACACAUGGGCAGGAGUGACCGCCGAGCUCAAGUACCCGGGCAUUGACGUCAAGCACGACAAAAUGAACAUCUGGCGUGCAGACCUCCAACCAGAGUAUACCGCCCCCCAAGGCGACGGGAUGGACGAGGAGCGAAUGCCAUUCGGUGGCAUACCACAGGAGAGCAGGGGAUGGCCCCGCGAUAGAAUUCUCUUCGAGUACGGGACUUACGUGUGGACAGAUGAAGAAGGGUCUGAUGGAGACAUGUCUUCUGUCCACAGCUCGGAUAGCUCUUGGUUGGCUUCGGACGAGGAGACGAAUGGCGUUGAGCCAAUGCAGUGGACCCACGACGACAUCCUUCGUGUCUUCAGGGAUCCUGAUAAUCAUUACGCGGACAGGCUAGAAGACAAAGCAACUCGCGCGUAUGAGAGGUUGUAGAAAGAGCUGCUACUAUCACUGCGCGGUAGUACAGGCUGUAGUGCUGGAACCUAGCAAAUUGCGUCUGACAAGCGCUGAACAUACGAGUGUCAUUUGAAUCUCGCGAUACUUGGUGUGACUGC
Messenger RNA from Schizophyllum commune H4-8, 1919 nucleotides. RefSeq lists its product as uncharacterized. Lineage: Eukaryota; Fungi; Basidiomycota; Agaricomycetes; Agaricales; Schizophyllaceae. The transcript has 2 exons. The record is from RefSeq and is a predicted model, not a curated record. Bases 52 to 1797 code for a protein of 581 amino acids.